Molecule: messenger RNA, 1803 nt
Organism: Opisthorchis viverrini
Lineage: Eukaryota; Metazoa; Platyhelminthes; Trematoda; Opisthorchiida; Opisthorchiidae
Exons: 13
Source: RefSeq, a predicted model, not a curated record
AUGCACGACAACUCAUUUACUGACGACACAGCUAACUUAACUGAACGUGUACGCCGGUUGGAAGCACGCAUGUCUUUGGUUGAACGGCGCCGUUCUCCAUCCAGGGGUAGUUGGACCGGUAAUGGACAAGGGAAGCAUCUUCCUAGAAAGCUGGAAAACACGAUCGGUUUUUAUGGUCCGGGAGUAGAUAUCAAUCCCGGCUCAAUGUUGGCUGUACGUCACGUGGUGAUGUCCUUAACCGAACGUCUUGAUGAACAGCUUAAUCGACUGGAUAUGCGUAUCUCUAAGUUGGAAACGACCACAGGCCAGACAUCGGUGGAAAAUGGAGCCACGUCUCGUUUGAGCAAUGAAGUCCGAAUUGUGAAGGCUAAGAUAUCCGCCCUUGAAAUUGAGGUGAAUGCGCUUAGUCGGAAGGUUGAUGAACAGUAUAACCGCCUAACCAUGAAUAUGGACGCACUGGUAAGUUCAUGUCCAUCCGUUGUACGAUUACAUGCGUCCAGACUUCGAGGAGAAAUGGACAGCAAGUUGGCUGGUUUGUCGCAGAAAUUGUUGAAAUGUAGUAAUCAAUUUUCUCCUGGUUCAUCACUUGAUCCGGCAAAUCCCAACGAUAAUGUCGAUCCGAAAUGGACAAAGCUUACUGAGGAUCGGUACAAACACAUGCUGGAUGGACUACAGGCACGCAUCGAUGAACAACUUAAAGUGCUUCACUUUCGGCUUCAGCAAGUGGGGGAUGCACAGAGUGAGCUUCGCGCCAAACUGGAUAUGGAACAAUUCGGAUUCCGUAAACUGUGCAGCGAAGUUGCACAAGAUGUUUCAUCCAAGAUGAUUCAACCGGAUGAUCGGAAGCAGUCCAAACCAUGGCAGACUUGUCAGUUACCGCAGCGGUCGGCUGAUGACGAUUUAGUAACAAACCACGCCCUAAUACUUCAAAAGCUGCACUCGAUCAAAUACAAAAUCAGCGCGGAGCUUAGUCUGCUGAAGCGUCAGUGGCACGAUGAUACCCAGCGUUUAUCAAGUCAAUGCAGGGAAAUUGAAGAUAAAAUUUCAUCGGUUGGUAAGCGCACCAAUGAUGAUAAGCUGGAAUUGGAGGGAGUUCUUAGCGCCGAAAUCAAGACAAGACGGACACACGAGGCUAAUAUGCAUAAUCAUAUCAAACGCAUCGAGGAAAGACUGGAUAGUGUGUCUGGUUCCUUGCGGAAUUCACUUAACGAAUUACAAAUUUCAUUGUGCGCCACACGCCCAACGCGUUCAGGCAUCAAACGCGGUGAUUCCUCCGAGAAGACUGAUGCCAGAGCAAUAGCGAUAAAAGAUAUUUAUCGCCGCCUAGAGGAGUUAAACGAAGUACACAAACGACAAUACAACAACCUGCAUAAAGAGAUUGCUUAUUCUUUGUUUAUUUUCUUAUGCGAGGUACGUGCGGAAGCAGAUCGCUUGAACAAAUCGCGAGGGGACUUGCACAAAACGUUGGAGAUGAAAUUUGACGAAUUACUUAUGGUUUUUCUUAGGAAAAGACAGUUUGCCCUUCUGCACAACGAAAUGGUGAACGUUCAGAUGAGGAUUUCCCAACAAAUGAACGUUGAAACUAGUUCAGAGGAGAUAUUCUCAUGCGAAGGGCAGAUCGUCCUCUACUUAUCUGUCCUUAUUUUGGAUAUGAUGGCAUUGAAAUCUUCCCCGAAUUAUUAUUCUGAUAUUGUUAUCUUUCAGCAAGCAUCAGAAAUCCGGGAAGUUGCUGAAAGUCUGUUGGCAGUAAAACUGGCGCUGGCCAUGAAAAUUAAAUCGCUGGAGCUGAAGGUAACAUUCUUU